AUGGCGGAGACGGUCUCUAUUACGAUAUGUGGUGACGGAGGAUGUGUGGAUGGCCGGCCCUAUUUCCUCGCUCUCACUGACACGGCGGGUCAAGAAAGAAUAUCGUGGCUUAUGGGCAGCAUCAAACAUAAGAUCAGACGCGUUCCUUCUAUCUACGACAUUACGAACGCCCCCACUCUCGAUGCUCUGGAUUAUUUCAUGGACAUGAUCGACCUAGAAGCAGAAAAUAGGCUAGAGAACAAUCAGCGACUGAUUAAACAACUGGGGAGGAGAAGCUCAGGGAAAGAGCGGGUUGCGGUGGGCAUGGCUGCACCCGUGACCAUUGUCGCUGGUAAUAAAUGCGAUCUUAAAGACGCGCGAGUCGUUAGCGCAAGACAGGGUUUAGAAUGGGCUCGGAGACGCGGGUGCGGAUUCAUGGAGACCAGCGCAAGGGAGAUGGUAAACAUUGAGGAGACUUUUGCCCUGAUCGUGCGCCGCGUUGUCGAAGCACGUCGCAUCCAUUAUCUGCAACAAUUCCCACCCAAUAUGCAAACUUCUCCGCCACAGAAUUCGCGGCCGCCGAUGGAGCGGACAACGUCGCAACUCAUUGCGCACUCACAUACUCCUCCUUUGACAGCUCACGAGCGAGCUUUAAGCGAUGCUGUCUACCAGAGCCAGCACGAUUCCUCUCAGAAGCAAUGGCUCGGUAUAGGGAGGGCCCUGUCAAAACGGAUAGCGAAAAUACGAAAGAACAGUGACACUCCCCCCUCUAAUAGUCAGACACCAGCACGACGAAGGCAAUCACAAGCAGAAUCUUCCGCAGGCAGCGCAGCAAAGUCUUCCAAAAGAAGAUCAUCCACUGCACGAAGCAAGGUAAAUACUGCUGACGUGCCACAUGAAGCACAUCAAAAUGAGCCCAACCAUUCUCGGGGUGAUAGUCAUCAAGCGCCGGAGAAUGGAAACCCGGAACGCUGGUGGAAGCGACUUAAUUGCGCUCGAGCUUGA
This is a messenger RNA of Uncinocarpus reesii 1704, 984 nucleotides long. RefSeq lists its product as uncharacterized. Lineage: Eukaryota; Fungi; Ascomycota; Eurotiomycetes; Onygenales; Onygenaceae. Gene Ontology annotation, molecular function: GTPase activity; GTP binding. The record is from RefSeq and is a predicted model, not a curated record. The transcript has 3 exons. The coding region runs from base 1 to 984 and encodes 327 amino acids.